AUGCCUCACACCAAAGAUGCGGACAGCGCAUCGUCCACGGGCGGCCAAUCAAAACGACCUCCGCUCAACCAUCAGGAGAGUGAUUCGCAGAGCGAGAGCAGCGGCGUACACAGCCAACACCAACAUCAGCAACCUCGCCGACACGUUCGUCAUCACCAGCGACAGCACACUGUUGGUCACCUGCAUCACGCCCGAGGCCCUGGUUCCAAGACUGCACCUAAACAACCAAAGCUCAGCCGUCGUCAUACCGAUACCCCCGAUCAGAUCGAGCAGCAGCAGCUUCUUCAAAGAAACGCUGCAGCCGCAGCCGCCAAUUCGCAUCGACGAGCUGCCAGCGACGCCAAGCUAUCUUCGCGCGACUCCUCCUCGGGCAAUCUCGUAAAAAGCGCGUCACAAACGAAGCUGGUCAAGAAUUCCCCGCAACCAAAGAUCGUCAAGAGCCCAUCUCACUCCAAGCUCAAGCGCAAUCGCUCACAUACGGAAAUCGGCAAGAGAACCCGAUCUGCGGAACUCAAGCGCGCAUCCAGUACAACAAUUGUCUACCAGCCUCAAACCUCUGGCGGCAAGUCGCAGGUGCAUUUUGAUUUGGGCAACGAGGAGGACGAAUGGGUUGAUGCCAGCGGUUCUAACUCGCCCUAUCUCUCCCGCAAGGGGUCCCUCAACAGCAGCAAUCACUCUGUCCACCCCGACGACCGCUCGAGACCGGUGACACCCAACGACGCUGCCGCCUACAAGCAGGCCGAACGGGAACAAGAAGAACCAGAGCAGCAAAACUCAACUAGCCCAGAAAGGGAGACGGCGCAUCGCAAGGAGUAUCUCACAUCCCGCAUUCUUAAGCGCACUCCGUCCCACGGAGCUCCACCCCAGAUGAGCGCCGACCUAGCGCAGAUCUCCCCUCGGCACUUUGCUCCAGCUUCUGCUGAAACCCCUGGGUCGGGUACUCUUGCGGGAAGCAAUACGGAUGAGUUAACAUCCCGGUUCGUCGAGGCUGUUGGUUCAGGGUUGACUAGUGAUGGAUCCUUCUACCGACCGCGUCGAGGCGACUUUCCUCGGUACGAUGAAACUCCUCACAAGGCCCGCUCCGUUACCAGCUUGAAAGGCGAUCGCGAAGAGCGUCGAGAGCCACCUACCAGCACGCCAAAGGAAGAAAUCGACGUGAGCGCUCUUGCGCCCAAGGCAGCGCGACGCACAGCACCGCCUACUGCCCAGACAUCACGGACACAGCAGAAGCUGAACUUACAACGAGCCAGCUCUGUUAUUGAACCCGGGCAAGCAGGCAGUGGUGUUGGAGGUGUAGUCGGCCAUACGCCACUUAUUGGUGUCGGCGGACCAGGCUAUGAUGGCGGUAACAGUCGAGAUCCCCGUGUCGGUAAGCUCUUGGAACGAACCGGUAUGGAAUAUCUUGUCGUUCGACGGUAUCAAAACCCCGUCUCACGUUCACUUGAACGUCUUAACCAUCUCCCGGGUAUGGAAAAGUCAUUGCGCAUUCCACGACCUUACUCGGCCUCUACAAACGGCAAGCGAUCCGGAGAUCUCAUGAUGCGCCAGCACACUCGCAACGUCAGCAUGCCCGAUGCUCGACGGCCUGUUACACCAAAGCGAGCUGCCUCGGUUCGCACCAAUGGUGCAGGAUCGAGCUACGACGGAAACGACGACGACGGAAGGUUGACGGAUAGACUAAGUGGAUCGAGCCUUGUCGGCGGUGAAGAAGAAGACGGGACGACUGCCCUGCUCAGGAACUUGUGGGAAAAGUCCGCGGAGUUGAGUGCCAGCACAGACUAG
Molecule: messenger RNA, 1782 nt
Organism: Fusarium poae
Lineage: Eukaryota; Fungi; Ascomycota; Sordariomycetes; Hypocreales; Nectriaceae
Exons: 1
Coding region: 1-1782 (593 amino acids)
Cellular component (GO): fungal-type vacuole membrane; TORC1 complex
Source: RefSeq, a predicted model, not a curated record